GAGAUCGUUCUUAUAUGAGAGAGACAGAGGGAGAGAGGAAGGAAAUCCUCACAGUGCAGACAAAAGCGUUGUUUCUCGCAGGACUUUGUUUACCUCCUCUACUGCCGUUUCCACUCUGUCGAGGCGGAUUAUUCAGCCAUUCCUGUCGAGGAUAUUUCCGCACAAACCCUGGGAUUUAUUUAUUUUCCUCUCUUUUUAUUUUUUUUUUUUUAUUUUUGAAGUUCAUAUUCUCUCAGUUUGGACCUGUGGAUAUUUGGACUUGCGUUUAUAUAAAAACAACACUUUUACGUUACAGCCAACUUGUCAUCGCGAAAUUUACGAAGGCAGCGGUGAUGACCGAUCACUGACAUGCACCAUCCGUCCAGACCGCCAAACCGAUCCGAUGGCUCGCCCGCAGUAGCGCAGGAGACCGGAGGAGAUCUGCCACAACCCUCCCGUUCAGACAGCGGCGGCGAGCGGAGCUUUGCCCGCGCCGAUUCCACUGGAGGAGGAGGAGGAGAACCGGACUCGCCGUUCUGGUGCAGAAACACACCCGGGUCCCCUGUAGACAGCCUCGGCGUGUUUCAGAAGAGAUCUAUAUUCCACCUUCCACCACGCCGCGCCUCCAGUGGCUAUUUUUCCUACGACGGAGACUCGCUGCCGAGCUCGCCUCUCUGCCCGAAGCCACAGACGGCUGAUAAAGCCACGCAAACUCCGAGCCCCACCGGUCAGGUGAUGCAGCACGCCUUGCAGCGUAUGGCUGCAGAUCGCGGAGGAGGACAAGGGACGCACCAGCUGUACGGACACUCUCUAAGCCCCUCUAGCCCGCGGCAGCAAAACGCAGCAGGGGACAUGCAGACAGAGGCAAUCGGACGGGAGCUCCGACGCAUUGGAGACGACUUCAAUGGACUGCUGCUGAGGGGGAUGGCCGCUAGACAAGGUCGUGUUGAAAUCCAUCCAAACCCGCAGCCACACAUCCAUCCGGAGCCCACCAUGCUGCUGUGCGUGGGUCUCCUGAUCCUUCUGAUUGGACGGAUUAUCUACCUACAAGGAUAUACAAACAGCCAGGACCACUCUCAGGUGUAGCCUUUGGGGAACCCAGCAGACGUAGCAUUUUUAUUUUAUAAUGUAUGUGUUUUUAACAAAUCUUGAGACUCUUUUUUGCCUAUGGGGGAAAAAAUCCCUAACUCCUACCCUUUACCACGGAGGAAGAAGACUUCGGACUCUACUUGUAUGCAUUUUCAAUGGAGAUUACUUAACAACAUCUUUGAGGAACUUCCUGGAUUUUCACCUCUUCUUUUGUCUUGGUCUCUGAGCCAUUGAAAUCCAACCAAAGAGCUGGGAUUUUGCACUCCUUUCCAGGACUUGUCAGUAAACCCUGUGGACUUUGAAAGUGCCUUGUACAGUUUCUUGUUUUUCUUUCAGACUUUUUAAAAAAUGUUUUGUACAUAGAUGAUGAGUUGUGUGAAUGAUCAAGUCUACCUGGGGUUUGUUAAAAUGCAUAGGUCCUUUUGCCGGUAAAUUCCCAAUUUUUUCCCACUCUGUUUCAUUCCAGUCGCAUCAGGAUCCAGCAUCCAAAGUGGGACAGUGAUAACUGCACCUUUUUUUAGCUGAAGUGAACUCCCAUAAAAUCUGGAAUAUGAGUUGCACAGAUAUAAAAUGGCGUCUGUUUUUCAGGAUCAUCCAGAGGGAAAAAGGUCUGAACUUCCCUGAUGUGUAACGAUCUCCCCCAUGACAUGCCGUUCCUGUGAAGUCGCUCUUUUAGUGCCACCUAUGUCACCAUAGGGUGUUUACAAUUUUGUUGGAUACUCUUACUGUUUUUGAGCUCUCAGACUGAUGUGAUAUUGACAGUUUUGAAGUACAGACUCACAGCCUGCCCAUCAAACUGCCCGCCCUCACUGGUCACUUCUCUUUAUUUUAGGGUCAACUAUUCCACAAGCUUUAUUUACUGAACUGUUCACCACUGUUGUCUUCAAAUGGAUAAAAUGGCCUAAUAAGGGAAAAGCUGGUAAAAUUGUCAAUCUCCAUCAGGUUCUUGUCUUUAUCUCAGCACAUUUUGCAAAGUGAAGCAGCCCCUGGCAAAACAUAUUUGGUCAAUGGGGUUCAUUUUCAGAAAUGUCAGGUUGUGUUCAACAGGUGAUUGUGGUGGCCACACUUGCAGUCAUUUUACAGUUUUACUGAAAAUUGAUCACAACGAUAUAAUGGAGUCAGCCAACUUUUUGUAUGGAUAAAAUAGACAUCAAAAGUAACUCUCAAUGCACCAACUGUUACAAUUGAAAAAUUAAAUGUUUCAACAGUGUUUCAAGUUACAGCUGUAAAUGUUAAUGCACAUGGGUGUUAAACUAUAGACAGAGGGAUCUGUUAAUGUGUGAAGUGAAUCUGCCCAGAUAUGUUUUAUCCUUUGCACUGCAUUUAGCCUUGAGAUUAACGUAAAGAAACAGAUCCUUUAUGAUGUUGCAAGAGAUGAUUCUCGCCUGUUUAGGAAUAGAAAAGCCUGUGUGUUUUGUUCUGAUCAACUGGAGCCCUGUUAAACAUUAACAGACCAACUCAGGAUGUUUUCCCUCCUCACUAAAAUGUUAAAUUUAUCCUAAAUCAUUUCUUCUCUAAAUAAAGCCCUUAGAUUCUGGUUUAUUUAGAGUGACUGUAAAGAUAAGCUUAUUUUUUCCAUUUCUACCUUUGCUCUGCUCAUAUUUAGUGUUUAAGAUUUUGUACACCGAUAAACACACAUAGGAGCAGAUUACCUCACUUUUCAAUACAAAAAUAAAUGCUGAUCCCUCAGAUUUCAGUUAAGUGGUCUGAACCCCGAAACAAAUUAAUAUAUGCUGUUAUUGAGUCCAUUAAGCAUUCACAAACUAUUGAUUUUGUUACUAUUCAAAGCAUUUUUCAAUGAUAGCCUCUGUUUCAGUGUUGGGAUAACUUUCAGCAGCCAGACUGUGUGUAGUUGGCAAACACAGGUUUGUUGACAAGGUCAUGUUAUCCAUUUAUUAGCACAAAAAGUAAAACACAGCCAAGUCUCCUCGUGCCUGCCAGGUCAUUAAACCCUCUGAGAGAGAUUUCUGGAAAACAACCAAACAUUGAAUCAUGCAGAGUCAAAGAGGGUUUUGUCACUGACUGUUGUGCUAAUAGUACUGCAUUAAAACACAGUGAUACAGGCUUUGGAUUAAUUAUACUAACAAACCCACUGAGUUUAUUAAAAUGUCAGUGCUGCUGUCAUGUGAUAAUACUAAACAAGGACAUAUGAUAAAGUGACAGAUGAGUAUUUCACAAAAUUUGAAAAUUCUCAUUGUGAAAUGUUUGUGACAAGACAGCCAUUUGCAUAGAUCUGUCAACUUAAACGCAUCAAAAAUUGUGAUCUUGGCUUUCAUAAUCACUAAAAUUCUGCAGACUCAUGCUUUGAUUGUGAUUAUAUAGUUUUUAAUGUCUAAUUUAAAACACAAAACAACCACAAAGAGAUUAAAAAGAUUACAAAAACAUAAAAUAACAUUCAAAGAAACUCAGAAAGGCCACCAAAAUGAUGAAAAACAGCCAAAAGGUACAAAUAAAGUCUAAAAAUAAACACAGUAAGGUCAGAGAAACUCAGAUUAAUCUCAAUGUUUGAAUGCAGAGACACAAAAACAGCCACAAAGACACACACAACUACAAAGUUACAAAUCAAUACAUAAUUGAGCAAAUCAGGCAUACACUGUGAGCUGACUCUAACAGUAGUGGUGUAAAGUCAGCUUAUAGUCAUCUGAAUCGCUUACAACUCACCACCAUCAUGCAUGAUUUAUGUGCUCACUCUUGCAGUCAUAUCAAGUCAUAUCCUCUCUCCCACAUGCAAUCUGUCUCUCUAUCACACACACAAACAGCUUUGCCAGCUUUCAUAGUGUUUUAAGACAUUAUCUGACAGUUUACAAAGGAAAAUGCCUCAAAGUUGAGGAUUCUGAUUGUGGUUCAACUCUCACUGUGGAAGUGGGUGGUAUCUAAAGCCAGGCAAAUACUGUGGGAUUUCCUCCUCAUUCUCUAACAGUCCAGGCGGAUAGUCAGCUCAUACUGUGCACCUGAAUUGCUAAUGACACAUGAAGUUCAUGCACGAUUUCUGUGCUUACACUAUACAGUCCAAUGGACACACACGACCUGAGUGCUCACACUGUAGGAGUGAAGUCAGGACAGACUGUGACAAAAAUAAGAGGAGCUGACUUAGGUUGAAGUCAAAUCCUCUCUCUCUUUGUCCUUUCACUCUCUCACACAAACAGCAUCACCAUUUGUGUCAGCUGGAGGUCCAUGGGUAGGCAUAUUUCCUGCUUGUCUAUCUCCUUCAUUAUGGGGGGUAGAAGGUAGCAGAACGUUAUUCCUGCUGUUUUCAGAGUGAUUUAGGAUGUUGUCUCAAAGUUGAGGAUUCUGCUUGCUCUCACCAUGCGAGUGUGUGCAGUCGUAAAGUAAUCAAACAUGCCAGAAAUUAAUCUAACCAUUCUGGAGCAGCUGGUUGAGUCAUAGUCUGGUCGUGGUCAUGUCGUAAUAUCCCACUAUACACCGCACAACAAAUGACAUAUGAACAGGCUGUAAGUCGAUGUGACUUCCAAAUGAGUCAUGUAAAUAAAAAAUUGUCUGAAUUGGAUGAAAUUUGCACUUCUCUUCCUCCUACUGUGCUAGAGUAAUGUGCUCUUAUUCCAGAGUUUUAUAAAGUGCCCCUCUCCCAUUUGAACGUUUGAAAACCCAGAGACACGAAAUUAUAUUUUUAACACACUACUCUGUUUUUUCUUAAUGUCCCUGUUUUGUCUUCCUGGAGCUGCAUAUGUCUUCCUCUAGUCUUCCUGUGCACCAAAUUGUCUUGUUUUUCUUUCCCUCUGCUGUGACAUGAAAGACGCUGUGACUAUGCGCUGAUUUCUGAUAUUGUGCCAUGUGAAACUGAAGACCUCAUUUAGAAGUACUGUGUUACAGCUGGAAAGCACGGCAGGGUGGAAACUGAAAGAUGAUUUACUGUCGUUUGAAAGUGAUAUGAAAACCUGUGCUGAUUCACAGCCUAGGUUUUUAGGUGUUACAGAUGUGACAUUCAGGGCUUUACAUAAUGAGACUGCUGGAGCCACUUUGACCAAUCAGGCUGCAGAUGCGUUUUUAUAGAUAUUAGAUAAUUAAGUACAUUGUCUUUGAAUGGGAAAUUGAGUUUGCCUUGUGAAAAGAUAAAGCAUAUAAGAUGUAGGGGACCCCGGCACACUGCUGUGUCAUGCUUUGAUGCAAAUGCUGUACAAAAAUGCAUCUGAUGAGUCAGAAACAAACUGAACAAUUUCAAAUGACCCAGUACAACUGUAGCAUUAUGAUGUCUUGUGUAUACUUCCAUUGUACACUGAAAAUAUUGUAAUUAUGCCGUUUUGAUUUCUUUAAAUGCUCUAAUCUUUUGUAAAUAAAGCCUUUUGUACAUGAAAAGUGUCAGAGUUCUUUGAUUUAACAGAAAUGUUCCCAGCAGCUCUAAGUAUGUUUAACAAAGGAGUACAUAAUUCUGAUCUUCCUGCACAGAACUCUAGUAAAGAAGUUCUGUUCAGCACUGCAGCACUUACACUAUAUGGACAUGUAUUGAGCCACAUCUGUUAAUAAUUAAACUAGGUGUUGCAAUCAGGUGUAUAAAAUAAAACACCUAUCUAUGAAGUCUCUGUUUGCAAACACUGGUGAUACAAAAUCAGUAGUUCUGAAGCAUGGUGCUGUGAUAGGAUGCCAUCUCUGUGUCAUAUUUGCACUAGGAAUGUUUGUAAGUUUUCAUCCUCGUUGGAUAUUCCACAGUCAACUGUAAGUGAUAUUGUUUAACAGUGGAAGCAUUUAGCAACAACAGCAACUCAACCACAAAUUGGAAGAGCAUGUAAAAUCACAGAGCAAGGUCUACGACUGCUAAGUAGCAUGGUGAGUAAAAGUUGCCAACACUGCUGAUUGUCAGUUCUGAAAUUCCAUUAGCAUUCAUGUAAGCACAAAAACUAUGCAGUGAAAGCUUCACUGAUUGAGUUUCCAUGGCCAUUAGGUGCAGGCAAGCCUCCUCACCAAGUCCAAUGCCAGGCGGCAGAUAGAGUGUUGUAAAGCACACAGACACUGGACUGUGGAGCAGUGGAAACAUGUUAUGUAAAGUGACGAAUCAUGCUUCUCUGUUUGGCAGUCAGAUGGGUGAGUCUUGGUUCAGUGUAUGCCGGGGAAACAUUAUGACUGCACUGUGCAAACCGUGAAGUUUGGUGGAGGACGGAUAAUGGUAUGGUGCUGUUUUUCAGGGUUUGGGCGAAGCCCCUUAUCUGUAGUGAAGGACAAUCUUAAUGCUAAGGCAUCAGGGAUCAACGGACAACAUACUGAGGACGGUUGCUUGACUAAUUACUGAAAUAGUCAUUACAAUCCCAUAAUGUUCUUAGGAAUGUAAAAGUAGUUCAGUACUCGAGUAAAUAUGCCGGACCAUAGAUAUGGAGGAGCAACAGGAGUAACUAAUUUCCUCGGCUGCCUGAACCCCUCAGCUCAGCUGUUAUUUGCUGCAGCCUGAAGUUACACUACAUUGCCAAAAGUACUCACUCACCUGCCUUGACUCGCAUGUAAACUUAAAUGACAUCCCAUUCUUAAUCCAUAGGGUUU
Cheilinus undulatus (humphead wrasse) is the source of this 6555-nucleotide messenger RNA. Its product is annotated as bcl-2-like protein 11. The transcript is spliced from 4 exons. Bases 349 to 1065 code for a protein of 238 amino acids. The record is from RefSeq and is a predicted model, not a curated record. NCBI's taxonomy places the organism in Eukaryota, Metazoa, Chordata, Actinopteri, Labriformes, Labridae.